AUGGUCAUUCAUUUUCUGAAUCUAGGUUAUAUCAGUCCGGCAACAGGGGUAUAUUGUAAAUUUUGGAUGUACGUCGAAUUCACACUAGAUUCGGAAAGUGUUCUAUUGGCAGCAACUAUCUCUGUUCAACGGCACCUGCUUAUCUUUCGACAGACUGCUUUUCGUUUACGACCACAACGCUAUAUCUACUACUAUCUUCCGCUUCUACUCAGUAUAAUUUAUCCCAUGAUAUUCUACUUGGUGACAGUUGUAUUCUAUCCGUGUGACGAAUCGCAAUGGAACUUCACUCUGAACAUGUGUGGUGACAAUGCCUGUUAUCUUUCAAAUGACCUGGUCCUUGCAGCAUUGGAUUGGAUUCUAAAUGCGGGUGUACCUGUUUGUAUAAUUAUGCCCGCGAAUGUGACUAUAAUCAUUCGAGUGGUUCGGCAAAAAGCACGUCGCCAUCAAGCUCUUCCGUGGGCAAAACAACGACGAAUGACAUUACAGCUGUUGGGUAUCUCUUGUCUUUAUUUGUUCACGUGGAUACCCACAGUCGUCACUAAUGUCAUGCAACAUGUACAUCCAUCCAGUGGCUUAUAUGAGAUUCAAGAAAACUACAUAUCAGAUUUGACGUACUUGAUUUGUUUGCUUCUCCCGUGGUUAUGUCUUGGACUAGUACCCGACUUUUCAAAAUGGUUGUGGAAAAAUUUUCAUCGUUUACAACAUCCAACAAACAUAAUUGGAACUACUGUUUUCUAA
Messenger RNA from Adineta ricciae, 738 nucleotides. The record is from the annotation of a GenBank genome assembly. Lineage: Eukaryota; Metazoa; Rotifera; Eurotatoria; Adinetida; Adinetidae.